Xenopus tropicalis (tropical clawed frog) is the source of this 857-nucleotide messenger RNA. It is a transcript of the gene hpgds, whose product is annotated as hematopoietic prostaglandin D synthase. Lineage: Eukaryota; Metazoa; Chordata; Amphibia; Anura; Pipidae. Bases 128 to 712 code for a protein of 194 amino acids. The transcript is spliced from 7 exons. The record is from RefSeq and is a predicted model, not a curated record. Gene Ontology annotation, molecular function: glutathione transferase activity; catalytic activity.
CAGUUACAGCGCCGUGCAAUCACAUUGCGCCUGAGUGCUUGCAGAGGAAGUUUUGUGGUCAGAUUGUGUUCCUGAGUCAGUACUGGGUAGAACCACUUUUGGCAGCAAGCCUUCUGGGUGAAUAAUCAUGCCCAGCUACACGCUUAAGUAUUUUAACCUUGAAGGAAGAGGAGAGAUCCUUCGCUACCUGUUUAGUUAUUCAGAUAUUCCCUUUGAAGAUCAGAGAAUUGAAUUUGCUGACUGGCCUGCACUUAAACCUAAAAUUCCUUAUGGGCAGCUCCCAGUUGUAGAAAUUGAUGGUGUCAUUUAUAACCAGAGCCUUGCUGUUGGACGCUACCUGGCUAAAAAAGGAGGAUUGAUUGGAAAAAAUGACUUGGAUGAAAUCCGCGUUGAUGCCUUAAUAGAUACCAUCGAUGACUUUUUCUCAAAGUUCCCUUGGAUGGAUACUGAAAAAGCUAAAAAGGAAUUUAUGGAGAAGUCUGGUCCACAGUUGCUGUCUUACUUGGAAAAAACUCUAGGAAACAACUCUUGGUUUGUUGGUGACUCCGUAACCUGGGCUGACUUCUACUGGGACACCUGCUCUGAUAGCUUUGAAAACUAUGUACCUGGCUUUGCAAAAGACUAUCCAAAGCUGCUGGCUCUGAAGGACCGAGUGAAGGCCAUUCCUGCCAUUGCUGCAUGGAUUAAGAAGAGGCCCAAGAAAGCGCACUGAGUAUUUCAGAGCUAUUUCUAAUACUAGUCACAUAUGCAUUUCUCUUCUCUCAUGUAGAAAUAAAUGUAUUCUGUACGUGUAGUGCACUAUCUGACCAAGUGCAAUGAUGCAAAUCUGUCCUCAAUAAAGAAAUUAAUACAGAAAA